Pichia membranifaciens NRRL Y-2026 is the source of this 652-nucleotide messenger RNA. RefSeq lists its product as hypothetical. Gene Ontology annotation, molecular function: protein-macromolecule adaptor activity. The record is from RefSeq and is a predicted model, not a curated record. The transcript has a single exon. Gene Ontology annotation, cellular component: endoplasmic reticulum; membrane. NCBI's taxonomy places the organism in Eukaryota, Fungi, Ascomycota, Pichiomycetes, Pichiales, Pichiaceae. The coding region runs from base 51 to 473 and encodes 140 amino acids.
CACUCUCUUCUCAUUACAAAAGCUGCAGAUAUUCUGAAGUAUAAUAUACGAUGCUUGAAAGUCUACUUACCAAAUACCUCCCAACUACCCCAGGUUAUCUACCAAAAUGGAUUUUCUUCAUUUCUGUUGUUGCAAUUUUCAAUUCUCUGCAAACCUACACCAACUUGUCAUUGACAAAGAAAGUGUAUGCAGGUAAGCCAGAAGAGGUCACCCCAUUGAGUGCACGUACUUUUGGUACCUGGACCUUGGUUUCAAGUAUCAUCCGUGCAUACGCAGCAUACAACAUCACCAACGUCCAUGUGUACAACCUCUGCAUUGUUUCUUAUGUGAUUGCCUUGUGGCAUUUCGGCAGUGAGUGGUUGAUCUUCAAGACGUGCAAGUUUGACAAGGGCUUGUUUGGCCCAUUGAUUGUCUCAACUUUGUCCAUCACAUGGAUGAUCUUGCAGAAAGACUUCUACACUUCUUUGAUCUAAGCUACUUGCUCGGUCAUAUUAUUAAGAUAUAUACUUUUACGUAGUAAUUACGAGUUACGAAUUACGAGCCACAUGUUCCUUUAUGACGAUUUGUUUCUGAUAAGUGGAAUUAGAAUAGAAAGUAAGUAGUUUAUACCUAAAAUGUGUCGAUACAUAGAAAUGCAAAAACCAAAAGCCUU